CACUCGCUCCAUCGCAACCGGCGACACAGUGUUGCACCGCCGUGCGCUCUCCGACCGAAUGGUCCGCCUGGGCACUGAGUGCGACCGCUGUGGCUUCUGCCUGACAAAGCCACGCGUGACCAGCCCCGUGAAGGCCGUCGCACCUGGGUAGAAUGUCUGAGCAGUGCACGAGCUCGCGUCACAGGGGCUUAUGGCUGCAACUCAACAUUUUGAUCAAAAAGCCCCGCGGGCAUCUUCUUGAUGAUGACACCAACGAAUACUCACAUCUCCAACCACAGCGGCGGAGGCUAUGGAUGGACCUUUCCGUCCCGCAUCGCCUGCGGAAGAGCUUCCCGCGUACUAUCAGGACCUCCGCGAUGAGGACAUCCUUGCAUCGUUCAGGGACUUCGAUAACGAAAGGAACUUUGACCUGUUCGACAGGCAGACGCGGAACCCGCGGAGCAGCAACUUCUGCAUCGACUUCGGCGACGACGAAGCAUACUGCGCCUUCGACCUCGGAUCUGACUCGUACUCCAGACUGCUUUCAUCGCCACGGCCUCCAAACCUACACACGCGAUGGAUCAACCUGUGGCUGCCAUACAACCAAAAGGAUAUAUUGCAUGCUCUGGCAAAGCACUUCGACUUCUCCCCUCGACUGCUCGGCCUGAUGUGCUCUGAUCCCCUACCUCCCAAACGCAGUCUUCUCCACAGCAGCGCUGCUACGCUGGGAUCGAGGAAGUCGCACGGAUCGAAAAGAUCGGGAAAGUCGUCAAAGUCUCGCAAGUCCAAGGAAGAGUCUUUGGAUUCAGAGGAGAGCAUAGGCAUGACGGAGCUGAUGCAUUCUACGCAGCUGGAGAUGGUGCGCGAUCUGAGCCACUAUACGAUUGUUGAUGAGAUCUGGCACUGGUCGACAGUAGACUGGGGUCGACGCUUUGUCUGCUUGGGCUACAAUUCCUUGCACAAUAUUCGCUCUAAGGCCUCUGCCGAACACGACGAUGAAAUGGACAGGAGCCGAGACAUUCCACGCGGAAAGCGGCUAUGGAACUGGCUUCUUCUGACAGAAGACAAGACCGUCAUCUCCAUCUCCGAGGACCCGUUUCCGUUUAGCAAUGGCACUCUGAGUGCACACGAGCUCAAGACGCUGUACACGACGCGGAGGAAUCUAGUUAGCGUGUUCCGUCAACUGACUAAAGCGCCUACGCCGUUGAGAGAAAGCUCGCUCGUCAUGCUUCCUGUUCGCCAUCGCAUCGGGAACAGUGAGGAAGAGACGGCACAUCGGCCGACCGACGCGCCGGGCCUGUUGUUCUACUAUCUGUUCGAAGACUGGUUCACCACUUACAGCCUCGUGACGCGGCGCGAGCACGGCUAUGCUGCUGAAUUAGACCGACUGAGACGAGAGAUGCUUGUACGCGCCAAUCUGGAGCACGUUGACCAACUGCACCAUAUUGGCUGCCAACUCGCCGUUCUCAAGCGCGUCUACCAAAGCUACGAGCUCAUCAUUGAGCGCGUACUCAAAAAGCAAGAAGCAACGCUCGCUUCCCUCAAGAACUCGCACAUAGUGUCUGGCGUGGACUCGCUGGCCUCUUCCAUCCCCAUGGUUGGGCCGCCGACGCAGAUUCCCGAAGCCGACAGCUUGCUCGGUGUGUCGCUCAGCUCAGCGGCCAGAGCACGAUUCGAGAGGCUGAAGGACCGCAUCAUGCUAUACGCGCUCAGCGAAAUCCAGGAAUGCAUCGACCAGAAAGAAUCCUUGGUGAUGAUGAACUUCAACCUUAUCGCGAUCAAAGAGUCAUUCAGCGUGGAGCGGCUCACCCGGGUCACCCUCCUCCUCGCCAAAGUCACCAUCGUCUUCAUGCCCGUCACGCUCAUGACAGGCUACUUCUCGUGCCAGUUCGCGGGCGUCGAGUUUACAGUCAAGAGCUACUGGUGGGGGUUUGCAGUGGUGCUGGCUGUGAGUCUGGUGCUGCUUGUCUUGUUCAGCUUCUUUAGUGGGACGUUUGAAGGGAAAAUUAUUACGAGACCGUGGAGUCGCACGGCGUAUGAUAAGUCGCGCAAGUGGUGGAUGCAUCGUAGGAAGAGGGGUAAGACGCUUUGAUGGCGAUACGAGAGCGAUGAGUCUGGUGAUGGAACGAAGCGUGACCUCUUAUAUGACAUGAGUGUACUUCUGGCUUUCAGAUGCAUAGCACGGCGGCGUUGGUUUCGAUUGAAAUGGACAGUAUAGAAAUUAUCACCAAUUGUCUUUGGAAGGCGAUUCGUCCUUGUCAUGGCAACCCUUGGCGUAUUCUCUUUGGGCGACCUAGUAACCCUCCGAUCCAGCAUGACCUUGCCAAUCUGUAGACUUUGACAAGCAUCUACGCUCGCCGUAUCUCCCACUUUACGUUUGUGAUACUGACUUCUUCGCCUUCCUUCUCGUCGUAAUCGAACCAUUCGCCUUC
Trematosphaeria pertusa is the source of this 2411-nucleotide messenger RNA. RefSeq lists its product as uncharacterized. The transcript has 2 exons. The record is from RefSeq and is a predicted model, not a curated record. NCBI's taxonomy places the organism in Eukaryota, Fungi, Ascomycota, Dothideomycetes, Pleosporales, Trematosphaeriaceae. Gene Ontology annotation, molecular function: magnesium ion transmembrane transporter activity; cobalt ion transmembrane transporter activity; magnesium ion binding. Bases 290 to 2071 code for a protein of 593 amino acids.